Notothenia coriiceps (black rockcod) is the source of this 1760-nucleotide messenger RNA. RefSeq names its product nuclear receptor subfamily 4, group A, member 3 (gene nr4a3). The coding region runs from base 30 to 1745 and encodes 571 amino acids. Gene Ontology annotation, molecular function: nuclear receptor activity; zinc ion binding; nuclear glucocorticoid receptor binding. The transcript is spliced from 5 exons. Gene Ontology annotation, cellular component: transcription regulator complex; nucleus. NCBI's taxonomy places the organism in Eukaryota, Metazoa, Chordata, Actinopteri, Perciformes, Nototheniidae. The record is from RefSeq and is a predicted model, not a curated record. Gene Ontology annotation, biological process: cellular response to corticotropin-releasing hormone stimulus; regulation of transcription by RNA polymerase II.
CCUACGUCUGCUCUCUCUCUCCGGCAGACAUGCCCUGUGUGCAGGCUCAGUACGGGCCCGCCCCCCCAGGCUCAGCCUACUCUGGCCAGUCCUUCAGUUACCAAGGCGACAGCUACAGCUCUGACCUCAUGACCCCUGAUUACACCAAGCUGGAACUUGGUGGUGGUGAGAUCUCCGCUGCCGCCACCACGUCCCUCCCCAGCUUCAACGUCUUUGUGGAGGGGAGCUACGAGCCCAAGUCCUCCUGCCUCUACCAGAUGCCGACACACCGGCUCAUCAAGAAGGAGGAGGAGAGCUACCCGACGGCUCCGCCCAUGGAGGCCAUGUCCUCCUCCACCAUGUACUUUAAACAGUCUCCCCCCUCCACCCCCACUACCCCGUCCCUGCCACCCCAGCCUGGCACCUCCUUCCUUUGGGACGACCACCCCCUGGCCCCUCCGUCGCACCCCCACUCUCUGGGCUCCCUGGAGACGGGCCCUCUCAAGUCGCCCCGCUUUCCGCACUUCUACCAGCACUCGCCGCCACACAGCGGAGGCAGCAUCGGGGGUUACGAUAAUCUCGGUGGUGGACUAGUUCGCACCUCCUCCUCUUCCUCCUCCUCCUCAUCCUCGGUCUCCCAUCCUCACUGUCCACCCCUGGAGCAGCCCAUGUACCAGCUGCACCGCGGGGCCGGGGGCAGCAGCCUCGCCUUUCGUUCCCUGACUCUCGGGCACUGUGGCCCCCUACUAGGAGACAGCCUGCCAUCGCCUCCCCAGCGGGGCCUCCAGGGAGAGGGCACCUGUGCGGUGUGUGGGGACAACGCGGCCUGCCAGCACUACGGCGUACGCACUUGUGAGGGCUGCAAGGGCUUCUUUAAGCGCACCGUGCAGAAAAACGCCAAGUAUGUGUGUCUGGCCAGUAAGAACUGUCCUGUGGACAAGAGGAGACGCAACCGCUGCCAGUACUGCCGCUUUCAGAAGUGUCUGAGUGUGGGCAUGGUCAAGGAAGUGGUACGCACAGAUAGCUUAAAGGGGCGCCGAGGCCGUCUGCCUUCCAAACCAAAGAGCCCCCUGCAGACAGAAGGGUCUCCUCCUUCCCCACCCCUUAGUUUGCUCUCCGCUCUGCUCAGGGCGUAUUCCCACUGCACACCCCGUGACCUCGACUACAGCCAGUUCAGUACUUCGGACCCUCCCUCCUCCUCCUCUGAGGCUGAGCACAUCCAGCUCUUCUACAGACUGCUCACCAUCUCAAUGGAGACCACGCGAUGCUGGGCUGAUCGGCUGCCUGGGUUCUCCGAGCUUCAGCGCGACGAUCAGAACUUGCUCAUAGACUCUGCCUUCCUGGAGCUGUUUGUCCUACGAAUGGCUCACAGGUCGAUGCUGUCAGAGGAUAAACUCAUCUUCUGUAACGGCUUGGUGCUGCACAGGUUCCAGUGCCUUCGUGGGUUCGGAGAGUGGCUGGACUCCAUCCGGGACUUCGCCACCCACCUCCAGAGCCUAAACCUGGACGCCUCUGCCUUCGCCUGCCUGGCCGCCCUCGUACUGCUCACAGGUAAAAACACAUCAAAAUCUCAAAAAUCCCAGAAAAAACUGUUAUAUGAUAGUGAGGAAAACUGCAUCCUGUUUUCAAAGUUGGAUGCCUCACUCCGCCAUACACAAACAACAUCUGUCAAUCACACAAGCUACCCAUUCGUGAAUACAGAUACAAAUCCGCAAACACUUUCUUUCCUUUGUCCAGAGCUUUGCCCUCUGGGUGAUUCAUUGUGACAGUGAUCAGGUGGA